This is a messenger RNA of Batrachochytrium dendrobatidis JAM81, 1594 nucleotides long. RefSeq lists its product as uncharacterized. Gene Ontology annotation, biological process: lipid metabolic process. The transcript is spliced from 13 exons. The record is from RefSeq and is a predicted model, not a curated record. NCBI's taxonomy places the organism in Eukaryota, Fungi, Chytridiomycota, Chytridiomycetes, Rhizophydiales. Bases 1 to 1593 code for a protein of 530 amino acids. Gene Ontology annotation, molecular function: triacylglycerol lipase activity.
AUGUCCAUUCAAAAGGAAAUUGUCAAAUGGACUGCCUCUACUCUGGAAUGCUGGUCAUCAAUUUUCAAGUCCUGGACAUUGCUUACAUCAUACAUAUCAACAGCUGAUCUAACAGAAGUUCUUGAGCAGCGUUUAAGUUCUGCAAAAACCUAUGAAGAGUGGAAAACCACUGCACUGGAACUGGAUGUUCUUUAUGGAAACACUUUAUGGAAGGACAUUCAAGAAGAUCCAGCUUAUGACAACAAAUUGAUCAGUUCUCGUCUAAUUAGUUUAAAGCAGUCCCAUGCAUCAAAAGACUUUGAAUCGAUGAUGUACUUGCUGAGAUCGGGGCUUCUUCGGAAUUUGGGCGGAAUAUCUGAUAUUCGAUUAUACAGACAUUCUAUUGUUGGAACCAAAAAUUUAAUUCAGAGCUAUAUAGAUGAAGUGGUCUCGCAAUUCGAAACCAUUUCGCUUAUAAAAUCUCCCACUGCCCAACAACAGCGCAAAGUUGAGUUGCUAUCAGACACACAGCAAAGUUUUGGCAACACUGCUCUUCUUCUUCAAGGAGGUGUUACGUUUGGAAUGUAUCAUGCAGGCGUUGUCAAGGCGCUUUUUCAAAAUGGACUUUUGCCUAAUAUCAUCAGCGGAACAUCAGUCGGUGCACUGAUUGCUGCGCUUGUGUGUAUUCACACAGAUGAAGAGAUGCCCAAGAUUUUUACAGAAGGUGGCAUUAAAUUGGGAACGUUCAAGACAAAAUCAGCUCAAGGAUCGUUUGCGCGAAAAGUAACCCGACUGUUCAAUCAUGGAUAUCUUUUGGAUGUGUCUGUAAUUGAGCAAUGCGUCAAGGAUAAUCUAGAAGACAUUACAUUUAUGGAAGCAUACAACAAAACUGGCCGGGUCCUUAAUAUUCCCGCAGUGUCAUCUGGUAGAGGAGAAGUACCACAACUACUCAACUAUCUUACAGCACCAAAUGUUCUUAUUCGAUCCGCUGCAUGUGCUUCAGUUGGAGUACCUGGUUUAAUUCAGUCUACUGGUUUGCUUCAGAAAAUGCCCAUGGGAAAUCCUCUUCCUUGGUGUCCUUUACCCAAGGAUAAAAACGGCUCCAAUCCAAUUUUGGAAAACCCAGAAAAACGACUUGCAGAGCUGUUCAAUGUGAACCACUUUAUUGUAUCACAAGCUAGUCCCUAUAUUUCGCCAGUUAUCAUGAAGAAAAGACCAUCACUGUUUGGACGACUCGAGAGUCUUUUUUUAAGCGAAUUGAGAUACAGACUCGGUCAACUUCGCGAUCUGGGAUUAAUAUCACAAGUGAUUACAUCGUUAUUUGGACAUAAGAUUCAAGGACAUGUCACUAUUGCACCAGAGCUGACGUCUUUGGAUUUUUUCAAUCUGUUUAACCAUCCAACAAAUACAGCACUCAACUACUGGAUUGAGAAAGGAGAGAGAUCUACCUGGCCGCUCAUGUCCCUUAUCAGCAAUCGCACCAAGAUUGAGCUUGCUUUGCGAAAAGCUGUUUGUAAAUCCAAAGAGCAUUUGGCAAAGCAAGAACAGGAAUACUUGAAGAGAUUUGAAGUCCGUAAAGAAGAAUCCAGAAAACGCAAUAAAUCCAUUUCUUGAU